GAAGAAAGAAAAUAGAAUAUUUGGAGACAUAUUCCCUUAUAUGCGAGAAUCUCCUUGGAGAAAUAUAUCCUGGACUGAAAGUGCCAAAGAGGAUCUGACAAACUUGAUACGGUCCUAUAAACCGUUCGGUGAGACUGUCUCUGAAGCCAGAGUUCUGCUACUGGGACCAGUCGGUUCUGGCAAGUCCAGUUUCAUCAGCUCUGUCCAGUCGGUCUUCUCUGGCCGGGUGGUAAACAGGGCUAUGGUGGGCUCAUCAGCUUUUGCAGGCUUCACAAAAAAGCUCCAGUUCUACAACAUUCGAGGAGGUGGAGAGGACAACAAGCCAACUGCAUUGGUUAUGUGUGACAUUAUGGGUAUUGGCGAAGGAGAGACAACAGGUCUUACUCUUCAUGAUGUUCUGUCCGUAAUUAAAGGACAUGUUCCAGAAGGUCACAAGUUCAGCCCUGAUCAGCCUGUGACAUCAGAGACAACUGGAUACGUGAAGAAACCCUCCGAUAAAGAGAAGGUGCACUGUGUGGUUUUUGUGGUGGAUGCCUCUAAGAUCUCCUCCUACUCCAAGGGCUUAAGCACCACUUUUCGCCAGUUGCGACAACACAUCAGCAGCCUCGGUGUACAUCAGGUGGCAGUGGUGACCCAUGUGGAUAAAGUAUGUAAGAGAACCUCUGAGGACAUCACACAGGUGUACAAGAGUCAGUCAGUGCAGAACAUGAUGGCAGCUGCAGGAGAACUGCUUGGCAUGGCCACGUCCUACAUUGUUCCAGUGAAGAACUACUCCUCAGAGCUUGAACUGGAGGAAAAUACUGACAUUUUGCUGCUGCAUGCUGUUGAUCACAUACUGCAAUACGUCAAUCUUUACCUCCAAGAUACUGUAGAGAAAAACAUUGCUAAGUAACAAUGACAACUUGAUUGAGCUCCAGAAAGUUGUCAUUUUUGUUCUCCUAGGGGACAUUUCAUGACAGUGUGAAAAAAUGCAAAGUUUGUAGUGUUUUUUUCCCCUCUCUGGCAGUUUUCUUCUCUCUUAUUGAAAAGUCCUUUUGAGAAGUCUUUACAGAUUAUGUACUGCCCUUGUCUGUUUUGAUCAAAGACAAAUUUAUUUUGAAUAUCAAUGACUUUAGUUUUUAGGCAACAUGGCAA
Molecule: messenger RNA, 1134 nt
Organism: Chanos chanos (milkfish)
Lineage: Eukaryota; Metazoa; Chordata; Actinopteri; Gonorynchiformes; Chanidae
Product: interferon-induced protein 44-like
Exons: 7
Coding region: 41-892 (283 amino acids)
Biological process (GO): immune response
Source: RefSeq, a predicted model, not a curated record